Messenger RNA from Dermacentor andersoni, 1998 nucleotides. NCBI's taxonomy places the organism in Eukaryota, Metazoa, Arthropoda, Arachnida, Ixodida, Ixodidae. The record is from RefSeq and is a predicted model, not a curated record.
GUUUGCAAUUUUUCUCGAACCUUUCUGCUUAAAGAUUCUUAAUAAUGACACUAUACAUGGCUUCAAAUUACUCACAAGUGAAGUUAAAAUACUGUGUUAUGCUGACGACAUAGCAGUCUUCUGUGGCGAUAAGGAAAGCGUUAAGGAGACCGUUAAAGAAGCAGAAAUUUUUUGCUCGCACACGGGCAGUAUGAUAAAUUGGAACAAAUGUUUAGGCUUCUGGCAUGGGCCGUGGGAAAACACCUCUGAUUAUUUCGCUAACAUGAAAUGGACUGUGACACCUAUCAAAUAUCUCGGAGUGCCCUUAGAACAUUAUCGCGAUACAACGCAAUACUGGAACGAGGAAACCAAACGUGUUAGGGAACAAACAGAUAAAUGGGGUGGGCGGGAUUUCUCCGUUUUCGCGCGUGCCACAGUUUGCAACGUGUUUUUAGUCGCGAAAGUGUGGUAUGUUCUUCAAGUGCUUUGUAUGUCUCGUACCAACGUGCAGAAGUUGCACAGAGUCUUUGCAGUGUUCGUGUGGCGUUCAACAUGGGAAAGAUGCAGCAGAACUAAUUUAUUUCGAUCAGUCCGUAGCGGCGGACUAAGUUUAUGUCAUUUAUUUCUCAAACAAGUUGUGUCAAGAUUUAUUUUUUUGCGCGACCAAAAUAACGGAUUUCUGCGAACAAUUUUCCAGUUACGAAUGAGUGAUGUAAUUCCUGAAUACGUUGUAUCAAAUGUCACAAAAAAAGGGAGUGUUCGCGGCUUUCUUCGUGAGGUCGUUAUGUCUUUUCGAAUGCUAAAGGUGAGAUUCUCAAUGGAGUACCUAAGUAAUGUACCUAAAAAGCGUUUAUACAAGGAUCUGAUUGAUAUUAUGUUGCCAGUGCCCGUAUAUCGUGCCAUGUAUUGUGUAGGUUCGGAAGGUGACGUGUUGAAACGUGUUAAAAGAAUGACAGUCCGCUCCUCAGUUAAGACGUUCUUCUUUCAGCUCCAUACCAAUACCUUGCCAGUUAAACCAUGGUUGCAAGAGAGAGGACUGUUCGUACCGUGGUCAGUUAAUUGUCUCAUUUGUUCAAAGCCUGAGACAAUAGAACACAUUUUCUUAGACUGCAGGGAUGCAAUAUUCCACUGGGGUGUCUUGCAAAGAACGCUGAAAAAAGAGCUCCCUAUAUCACCCUACGGUAUCCGCUUUCUCCCAGUUGAAAAAGAAAACGACGUGCCCUAUGACAUGAUCAUGACGCUGAGCCUACACAGCAUAUGGAAAACACGAAUGGCCGUACGAAAUGCUGAUGUGGAUGCCAAACCAGCCAGACAAUAUUUUAUUGAAAGUGUUUCUCAAAUAAGAGACGUGUAUAAAUCUCAGGCUGAACCACCAGAAUGGUUACCUGUACUGGAUACACUGGUGACCUUAAAGCGUUUUUAACAUGUGCAUUUCGAGAAGUAUAUGUAAUGACUAUGUAACACUUUGUUUUGUUCUUACCUUAGUAUGGUGAAUGUACUGCAUCUUUGAUUAUCCGGCAAUAAAGAAAAAAAAAUCCUCGUUAGUAUAGUGGCCAGUAUCCCCGCCUGUCACGCGGGAGACCGGGGUUCGAUUCCCCGACGGGGAGCAUUUUUUUUUUCCCCUUGUUUGUAGGCGCACGCGGCGGUGCCGCCCUCGACACUCAGCUGUCUCUAUUUUUUCCCACUUCUGGGCAAGAUUGUGCGAACACUUGUGCAAUUUUUUAUCAAAUCGUGUAUAUACUGCUUUAGCUGGCACCUUGCAUGUCUCCUCGUUAGUAUAGUGGCCAGUAUCGAUUCUGCUUCCGGCCACCGAGCGUGACGGACGCAUGAUGACGGGCUCCGUUGGAGCGGCUUCAGCGGCCUUUUCUGGCCGCGGAAACAGGACGAUGGAACAGGAGGGCACCUACCAAGUUGUUCUGCCAGGUCUGCCAACAGGUCGUUAUGUUUUAAAUACAGUUUUUUUGCACGCUGAUAUUACGGCGCGACCGUACCGGAUUGAAGAUUUCCGUGACGCAUUGG